Scylla paramamosain (green mud crab) is the source of this 1010-nucleotide messenger RNA. RefSeq lists its product as uncharacterized. Gene Ontology annotation, cellular component: membrane. The coding region runs from base 1 to 993 and encodes 330 amino acids. The transcript is spliced from 4 exons. The record is from RefSeq and is a predicted model, not a curated record. Gene Ontology annotation, molecular function: ligand-gated monoatomic ion channel activity. Lineage: Eukaryota; Metazoa; Arthropoda; Malacostraca; Decapoda; Portunidae.
AUGACAGUGAAGGAGCGAGAAGGGCAGAGACCAUACCGGCUGCAGUGUAGAUCAGGCGGCGAUGGAGGACAGGCAGCGCCAGUGGCCAACGAUAGUGGGCCAACAGCAGCGGUAGAUAGGCUGCGUCAGUGGCCGGCCAAUCGUAGAGGCGGCCUGACAGCAGCGGUAAAAAGGUCGCGCCAGUCCAGUCCGACAGCAAGGAGUCUCACAAUGUGCGUCGAUAGGCGUGUUACGGACGUGGCUCAGGGUCCAGUAACGACCAGCAUAGCAGAGGGGAUGCAGAAGAGGCCUUUGGAGGACGGCAGGUACAGAGAAGUGAAGGCGCUCUCAAAUCCCGAGUGUGCUGCUACAGCACCGCAGCGCGCCCACACCGUCGACUCGGCCCGGAAUCGAGGCAAGAUGGUGAAGCAGGAGUGCGAUGGUCUACAGAUGACCUCGAGGGAGCAUGACCAGGCUACUGCUGUGACUGGACUGGAGAGUACUGCGGAGCCGUUUCGAUGCGUGGCGACAUCUACAUUGUGGACCUGGGGCGUCCUUCUCUCUCAGAGUGUCCCGUGGAUGCCACUCAAGGAUCUGUCACGUAGCGUGGCUGUCCUAUGGUUGCUGAUGUCCUUCACACUGGGGUCCGUGUAUCGCUCAAACCUCAAAGCCAUGAUCAUCUUACCGAGGAUCGACCUCCCAUUCUCUUCCCUAGAUGAGCUGGCAGAAUCUAAUAUUGAUAGCAUACUUGUUAACGGAUCGGCCAUACACUUUCACAUAAUGAACUCAAGCACCAGCUCCAGCCUCGGGCGACUUAAAAACAAGAUCCAGCUAUUUUACGUAGAUCAAUUACCUUUGGCGAAGCAAAUGAUGCUAAGAGGCGAGGGUGUUGGUCUCACCUUUAAAAUGUCAAUACUGUCCAUUAUGAACGACUUAUUUUCAACGGUAAAUCUGCCAUUUUUAUUCACAAGUGACAUUACUGUAAAGGUAAAUGACACCACACCAGUUGAUUAAUUCUCGCUCUUUAACGC